UUUUUUUAAGCAUUAAAUUUUUUACUUCAAUCGCGACAGAAUCAGUUGUAGGGCUGAGAGAGAGGUUUGUUGCAGCUCUGUUUCUGAGAGCAGCGGGUAGCGGGUAGCGGAUCAUUAUUGAUGGCAGAGGGCAGCAGUAAUCUGAGCAGUGCUCCUCCAGGAGACCCGCAGCUCAUCGAGCUCAUAGUGCAGCACCUGAAGAACAGAGGCCUGUUUGAUGAGUUCAGACGAGACUGUCUGGCAGACGUGGACACGAAGCCAGCUUAUCAAAAUCUGCGACAGAAGGUGGACAACUUUGUGUCCAAUCAUCUCAGUACUCAAGAAUGGAGUCCGUCCAUCAACAAGAACCAAGUGAGGAAUGUCUUGAGACGAAGCGUAGUUCAGUCAGGGAUGUUGGAAUCAGGGGUGGACCGUAUCAUUACUCAGGUGGUGGACCCUAAAUUAAACCAUAUCUUCAGGCCACACAUCGAGGACGCCAUUCAUGAUUUCCUAGCCGCAGAGAAGAAAGAAGAGGGUGCAUCAAAUUCAGCCCCUGAUGCUGAGCAACAGGAAAUGACUAGCCACACUGCAGCCAAAACACAAUGAGGUACAAGGAAUCACCAAAAGUGGUCUUUCCGUGCCUGGCUACAGUGGAUGAACAGAUGCUGAGCACUAGAAUAUUGGAAGUUUGCACUAAUUUAAGUUGGAUUGAUUUUUUUUAAGCAUGUUAAAUGAAAGCAGGUUGUACAGUUCAUGCUUUUGAAAUCCGGUUUAGUUCUUUCAGCACAAAAGGACAACUGAAGCUGAUUUGUCCCAAUUAAAAUAAAUCCAUCUCAAAAUAACACUGAUAUGAAAUACAGAGUUUUUAUUUGGACUGAAGUCAGACAGAAAUUAUCCUUUUUAUACAGCUGGAUUUGUGAAAUGCUUCUCAUUUAUUUCUUGCAAUAUCUAAUGGGACUCAAAAGCAGCAUUUCUACAAUAAAUGUAACCUUUUUUAAGAAAAAACAA
Carassius carassius (crucian carp) is the source of this 987-nucleotide messenger RNA. It is a transcript of the gene bod1, whose product is annotated as biorientation of chromosomes in cell division 1. Lineage: Eukaryota; Metazoa; Chordata; Actinopteri; Cypriniformes; Cyprinidae. Bases 121 to 585 code for a protein of 154 amino acids. The transcript is spliced from 4 exons. The record is from RefSeq and is a predicted model, not a curated record.